Saitoella complicata NRRL Y-17804 is the source of this 1884-nucleotide messenger RNA. RefSeq lists its product as uncharacterized. Gene Ontology annotation, molecular function: purine nucleobase transmembrane transporter activity. The transcript is spliced from 3 exons. Gene Ontology annotation, biological process: transmembrane transport. The coding region runs from base 1 to 1884 and encodes 627 amino acids. Lineage: Eukaryota; Fungi; Ascomycota; Saitoellomycetes; Saitoellales; Saitoellaceae. The record is from RefSeq and is a predicted model, not a curated record. Gene Ontology annotation, cellular component: plasma membrane.
AUGAUUUUCAACAACGUGAUCGAAAACCUGAACUUGCGCAUUGCGCGCUCCUUCAUCGGUCGCCACUUUCGUUUGGAAGGCAGCGGUCACCCCCGCGAGCGUGCUGGAUCCAAGUUCUCCAUCGAGAUCCGUGCCGGUUUGGCCACCUUCUUCGCCAUGGCUUACAUCAUCGCCGUGAACUCGUCUAUUGUCUCGGACUCUGGAGGAACGUGUAUCUGUGACCCUGUCGACCCUACCGAUACCAUUUGCGCUGUUGAUCCCUCUUACCUUGAGUGUGUGUCCGUCGUGAAGCGUGAUAUCGUUACCGCUACCUGCGCCAUUGCUUGUAUCGCCUGUGUCUGCAUGGGUUUCCUCGCCAACCUUCCCCUUGGUAUCGCUCCCGGAAUGGGUUUGAACGCUUACUUCACCUACCAAGUCGUCGGUUACCACGGUUCCGGAAACGUCUCUUAUCGUCAGGCUUUGGCUGCUGUCUUCGUUGAGGGUCUUCUCUUCGUCGCGUUGUCCAUUCUCGGUAUCCGUCAGUGGCUCGCUCGUGCUAUUCCCGCGUCGAUCAAGCUUGCUGCCGGUGCCGGUAUUGGAUUGUACCUUACCAUCAUUGGUCUUGCACCCAGUGCUGGACUUGGUGUGAUUGGAGCUGACUCUGCCACUAUCGUUGGUCUUGGUGGAUGUCCUGCCGAGUACCAGGAUGAGAACGGUGUUUGUUUGUCCCACAAGCUUCAGUCCCCCACCAUGUGGAUCGGUAUCUUCUUGGGAGGUGUUGUCACCGCCAUCCUCUUGAUGUACAAGGUUAAGGGUGCCAUUUUGAUCGGUAUCGGAAUCGUCUCUAUCACUUCCUGGCCUCGUAAUUCGGUCAUCACUCAGUUCCCUCACACUGAUGCUGGUGACUCCAACUUCGACUUCUUCAAGAAGGUUGUGACCUUCCACAAGCUUGAGAAGACCGCCGCUGUUCAAGACUGGGACUUUAGCAGUGGUCACCUCUGGUUGGCUUUGAUCACCUUCUUGUACGUCGACAUCAUGGAUACCACCGGUACUUUAUACUCUAUGGCCAAGUUCGCCGGUUUCGUCGACCCCCGCACCCAGGACUUCGAAGGAUCCGCCACUGCUUACCUCGUCGAUGCCUCCUGUAUCUCCAUUGGUUCUUUAAUGGGUCUUCCUCCCGUCACCGCUUUCAUCGAAUCUGGUGCUGGUAUCUCGGAGGGUGGAAAGACGGGUAUCACCGCCAUUGUUAUCGGUUUCGGCUUCUUCAUCUCCAUCUUCUUCGCACCUAUCUUCGCUUCCAUUCCUACGUGGGCUACCGGAUCCACCUUGGUCAUUGUCGGCAGUAUGAUGAUCAAGUCCGCUGCUUUCAUCAACUGGGAUUACCCUGGAGACGCUAUCCCCGCUUUCCUCACCAUCGCCUUGAUGCCCUUCACCUACUCCAUCGCUUACGGACUUAUCGCCGGUAUCUGCUCUUACAUCCUCCUCAACGGUUUCACCUGGAUUGUUGGUGUCAUCUCUGGUGGUCGCAUUCAGCCUCCGGAGCUUGACAAGAAGGAGCACUGGACCUGGAAGUUGGAGGGUGGCAUCUUGCCUCCUUGGGUUCAGCGUCUCACGAAGGGUGACACCCGCUUUUGGCGUACUGAGUACGUCGAGUCUACCUACGGCCCUGGCCAGACUGUUGUGGAGUUGCCUACCACCAGAGACUCCGCUGACAACUCUAUUGAGUUGACGUCGCAGAAGAAGGGUACCGCCACCGCCAGAACGUCGGAGAUUGGUGUCGGCGAGGUCGGCGAGGGUAGGAUGUCUCAGUCGAACGACUUCACUGCUCCUAUGGCUGGUAUGGGUAUGCAGAUGGAUAACGAGGUUACCGGUGAGCAGUACCGUGACACUCAGGCAAGGCGUUAA